Messenger RNA from Galeopterus variegatus (Sunda flying lemur), 2434 nucleotides. RefSeq names its product peptidylprolyl isomerase domain and WD repeat containing 1 (gene PPWD1). NCBI's taxonomy places the organism in Eukaryota, Metazoa, Chordata, Mammalia, Dermoptera, Cynocephalidae. The transcript is spliced from 11 exons. The record is from RefSeq and is a predicted model, not a curated record. Gene Ontology annotation, biological process: protein peptidyl-prolyl isomerization. Bases 21 to 1817 code for a protein of 598 amino acids. Gene Ontology annotation, molecular function: peptidyl-prolyl cis-trans isomerase activity; protein binding.
CCUUUCCUGACGAUUCUGACAUGGCGGAGGAGAGUAGUGAUUCUCAGCUGAGAAGGAGAAGGCGCCGGGAGCCAGAGGAACCGGAAAAAACGGAACUUAGCCAAAGACAGCUUGCAGUGGCAGUGGCCCAAGAGAACGAUGAAGAGAAUGAAGACUGCUGGGUUGGGCCUUUGCCUGUGGAGGCAACACUGGCCAAGAAGAGGAAAGUUCUAGAGUUUGAAAGAGUCUAUCUGGAUAAUCUCCCCAGUGCAUCCAUGUAUGAGCGCAGUUACAUGCAUAGAGAUGUUAUCACCCAUGUGGUGUGCACCAAGACAGAUUUUAUUAUCACUGCCAGUCAUGAUGGACAUGUUAAGUUCUGGAAAAAAAUAGAAGAGGGAAUUGAAUUUGUUAAACAUUUUCGUAGUCACCUAGGAGUUAUUGAGAGUAUUGCAGUUAGCUCUGAGGGAGCAUUGUUCUGUUCUGUGGGUGAUGAUAAAGCAAUGAAGGUGUUUGAUGUAGUGAACUUUGACAUGAUCAAUAUGCUGAAGCUUGGCUAUUUUCCUGGACAAUGUGAAUGGAUCUAUUGUCCAGGGGAUGCCAUAUCUUCAGUUGCUGCUUCCGAGAAGAGUACUGGAAAAAUUUUCAUUUAUGAUGGUCGAGGAGAUAACCAGCCACUUCAUAUUUUUGACAAACUCCAUACAUCACCUCUUACUCAGAUACGGUUAAACCUAGUUUACAAAGCAGUAGUGUCUUCUGAUAAAUCUGGAAUGAUUGAAUACUGGACUGGGCCUCCUCAUGAAUAUAAAUUCCCUAAAAAUGUGAACUGGGAAUAUAAAACUGAUACAGAUUUGUAUGAAUUUGCCAAAUGUAAGGCUUAUCCAACCAGCAUAUGUUUUUCACCAGAUGGGAAGAAAAUAGCUACUAUUGGUUCUGAUAGAAAAGUUAGAAUUUUCAGGUUUUUAACUGGAAAACUCAUGAGAGUCUUUGAUGAAUCACUGAGUAUGUUCACUGAAUUACAGCAGAUGAGGCAACAGCUGCCAGACAUGGAAUUUGGCCGACGAAUGGCUGUGGAACGUGAGUUAGAGAAGGUGGAUGCCGUAAGAUUAAUUAAUAUAGUUUUUGAUGAAACUGGACACUUUGUGCUAUAUGGAACAAUGCUGGGCAUUAAAGUUAUAAACGUAGAGACAAACCGGUGUGUGCGGAUCUUAGGCAAGCAAGAAAAUAUUAGAGUGAUGCAAUUAGCUUUGUUCCAGGGAAUAGCCAAAAAGCAUCGUGCUGCAACUACUAUAGAGAUGAAAGCUUCUGAAAACCCUGUUCUUCAGAAUAUUCAAGCUGACCCAACAAUAGUCUGUACAUCUUUCAAGAAGAAUAGAUUCUAUAUGUUUACCAAACGAGAACCAGAAGAUACAAAAAGUGCAGAUUCUGACCGAGAUGUUUUUAAUGAGAAACCUUCUAAAGAAGAAGUCAUGGCAGCUACUCAAGCUGAAGGACCUAAACGAGUUUCAGAUAGUGCCAUAAUCCACACAAGCAUGGGAGACAUUCACAUCAAACUUUUUCCUGUUGAGUGCCCUAAGACAGUGGAAAACUUCUGUGUUCACAGCAGAAAUGGUUAUUAUAAUGGGCAUACAUUUCACCGUAUAAUUAAGGGCUUCAUGAUUCAGACAGGAGAUCCAACAGGUACUGGUAUGGGAGGAGAAAGCAUAUGGGGAGGAGAGUUUGAAGAUGAAUUUCAUUCAACAUUACGACAUGACAGACCAUAUACACUUAGUAUGGCCAAUGCUGGAUUGAAUACCAAUGGAUCCCAGUUUUUUAUAACAGUAGUACCAACGAUUUUUUGAAGUACUCUUGUAUUUACAAUACAAACUUCUAGUAUCACUAUCUCAUUUUCAGUAAUAGAUGAGCAAACAGUGAGACAUUAACUUGUCAGCGGUCAAGUAAGUAGCAGAACUAGCAUUUGAACUCCCACUGUCUAAUGCCAAAGCAUGUGCUGCUUAAACUAUUACAAACUGCCUCUUAAUUGUUCAGGUAAGAUUCCUGCAGAGAACUUUUAAAGCCUUAGCCAUAAUUCUUUCAGCCAUGCAAAGUAUCUUACCCUUAGCAAACAUCUUCCAGCAGCUCCCUUUGGUCUGAAAGAUGUACAUACUUAAUUAAACAUUAUACUGUGAUUUUAUAUUUUCUCAUGUAAACCAAGAAUCACUUAGAGACGAAAGCUAAGUUUUUAUUGCUAAGGAAUUAUUGUACUUCUUUUUAAAUAUAUAAUAAAAAAUAAAGCAUAAAUUUAAAUUCUCUUUAGUUUGCUCACCCAGAGGGUGUGAUUUAAGAAAUCUGAAUAUACCAAGAUUUUCUGUUUGUCUUGAAAACAGCCUUGGCUUGAUAAUAAGCACACAGUAUUUGGACGAGUGACUAAAGGAAUGGAAGUUGUACAGAGGAUCUCCAAUGUCAAAGUCAAUCCCAA